AUGGAGUUCCCCUCUCCCUCCUGCGAAUUCCAGAGACUCAAUAGGGACCUUCUCUCAGAUAUUAUUGCUCGACUCGAUGGUUCGUCGGUGGCAGCUGCUGCCUGCGCCUGUUCUGAUGUCCGAGAUGUGGCUCAAGACCAAAGCUUAUGGCAACAGCUGUGUCACUCCACAUGGCCUUCCACUGCACUGGAAGAAGCCCAAAGCCUGAUUUCAUCUUCUUCCAUUGGUGGGUUCAACAAAUUCUAUGCUGACUCCUACCCUUUAGUUUUAUACGAUGAUAUCACCAGAGACACCACCGGAAACCAAGUAUGCCCAGGACUUCGCACCUGCGCCUGGCCCUCUGAUUUCGUGUCACUGAUAGACAUCUAUUACAAGAAGAAAUGCAUCCUCUCCAGGGUAGUAGAUGGUAUACCUGAGGCUGUGGAUGUUUAUAAUGACCCAGAAUGCAACUGGGAUGAGACUUCCAAUGAUCAUCAGAUGUGGUUCUCAAAUUGCCCUUUUAAACUGGAUGUAUUGAUCUCGAAGUCCGGGACAGCAAUUGGUGACAAUGAUGAUGAUGCUGCUGCCAGCAACAGGCAUCAAAAUCUAAGAAACCUUCCAUGCUUCUCUAAUGUGGAAGGAAGAUGGAGGGGAGAUUUUUGCAAAGAGCUAGAGGACCUGAGGCUAAGUUGGGUGCUGUUUGACAAGAAAAAGGGGAAAGCUGUCAAUCUGUCGAGCUGGAAGCCAUUGUUGGUACAGAGAAGCUGGCACUCUGGUAUGGACUACAUGCUGCGUUUUGGGUGCAUCGUACCAAUGGAUGAGCAUUUGCUUCCUCACAAAUUGGCUGAAUGUGUGAUAUUGGUUAAAUGCAUGCUGACAGAAGGAGGAGGGCCUGUUAUGUGGAGGGAAAUUAGUAUGAAUGUUGAGGACAUGGCAGGGGCACCUCUCAGUGGCAGGAAGAGUUUGAUGGUUCUGAAUCGGGCUCUAUACUGCUUGCGCAGUAAAAAUCACCUUGAGCUGGAAGAGGGAUAUCGUAGGUUUGAAAGGGAGAAGAGAGAGAUUAAAAGGAGAAAGGAGCUCAGGGAAGCAUUAGCUGAUAGGCUUUGUAUAUCAAUUGAAAUUGCUGUCUUCAUAACCUUUUGUUAUGCUUGUACUAUAUUUUUCUAG
Messenger RNA from Vitis vinifera (wine grape), 1146 nucleotides. Its product is annotated as probable F-box protein At2g36090. Gene Ontology annotation, molecular function: protein binding. The transcript has a single exon. The coding region runs from base 1 to 1146 and encodes 381 amino acids. NCBI's taxonomy places the organism in Eukaryota, Viridiplantae, Streptophyta, Magnoliopsida, Vitales, Vitaceae. The record is from RefSeq and is a predicted model, not a curated record.